This is a messenger RNA of Strongylocentrotus purpuratus (purple sea urchin), 2647 nucleotides long. RefSeq names its product transmembrane protein 143 (gene tmem143). The transcript is spliced from 5 exons. The record is from RefSeq and is a predicted model, not a curated record. NCBI's taxonomy places the organism in Eukaryota, Metazoa, Echinodermata, Echinoidea, Camarodonta, Strongylocentrotidae. The coding region runs from base 60 to 1763 and encodes 567 amino acids.
CAGUUUUGGGCGGAGAAGAAGCCAAUUUGACGAAACCCAGGAGCUAGGAGCGGCCUUUCAUGAUGGCUGCUAGAUUUUUACUCAGACUGCAACCAAUGCCUUUGCGCUUUGGUUGCAUAAUCAGGCAGAGGCACCAGCUUCUGACCAGGCCGUUGCAGCAACACUGCUACUGCACUGCUGCUGCUGCUCCUCAACCCAAGACAUCCACACCAGCUCCUUCAUCCUCCUCCUCAUCGUCAUCUUCAUCAUCACCAUCAUCAUCUCAAUCAUCCUCAUCGAGUACAUCAUCAUCAUCCACCACCAGCACCAGCACCGGCACCGGCACCCCUACAACAGCUGUCACUCCAUCAUCACAGGGCCUCGCCCAAGACAAGACGGUGGCCAAGGUGGCACCCAGCAUGAACCCUGUCCUGGAUGUUGGCCCAAACGAUGAGGACGGUUUUCGGGAGCGCUUCAUCCCCCUCUCCAGGAGGUCCCUCAUCAGGGAGCUCAUGCAGGAGGAUGACUUCCUUACCGAUGCGGAGAGGAGACGGUAUGAGGAGUUUGCCAUCGCCAUGGAUAAUGCCAUCAGCAAGCAGUAUCAUGGUGUUCUAGCAGAACUCAAGCAACUGUUUGAUCCGGUGAACCCAGACAAGGACACCAUCGCUAACCGGUUGCUAGGGAAACGGGAGAAGGACGACAGUGAGUUCUGGCUGAUGCAGAAACUCCAGGCUCUGAUGGAGAGCGCCAACUUCCAUGAGCUACCCAGUCACGUCGUGAAGAAGGCUUUAGAUGAGCACAUGGCAGGAGAAGGUGUUAAUGUCAGUGUGAAUGCAAAGAACUAUGAGAUCCUGAGAUUCUGGGCUCUGGGCAAGGAACUUCCUACAGACACCACUCCCUGGUACAAACGUCUAUCAAAGUCCUUCUUCUACAAGGCUUCCAAGAGGUCACCACCUGCUGCUAUCCGCUACUACAAGCGCAUCGUCGUCGCCGUCAAACCCAAGGGCCAAGACAAGCUCAUGCUAAAGAUGUUCAAAGAAAUACCCACGGGGGCGCUAGAGCAGUUACUCCCUGACGGAAAGAUCAAGAUGAGUGGCUCUGAUCAGGGUCUCCUGAUGGCCACCGCAUCCAUUGGUUCCCUCACUUUACUGGUGAAAGUGGUGACGGUUCUAGCCGACAUCCAGCUCCAAUGGACUCUCAUCGUCGCCGCACUAACAGGUAUCAUUGGACUCCGCGGAUGGAACACGUACAAGAAUCGGCGCACCCGCUACAUGAUGCAGCUGUCAAAGACUCUUUAUUUCAAGAACGUUGCCAACAAUAGAGGGCUCCUGGCGUUGGUUGUUGAUAGGGCUCAGGAUGAGAGCUUCAAGGAGUGUCUCCUGGCAUACACCUUUCUACUCACCAACAGACCUGAAGCUGUGAGGGAGGCAGCUAAUACAGACCCAACAAGUCUUCCUUCACUACUAGGUGGUAUACCUGGCUCAGCCCUUGACAUGACCGUUGAAGAGUGGGUGCGGGAGAGGACGGGUGCAAACGUCAGUUUCAGCUCCAAGACCGCUCGUAGCAUCCUGGAGGACUUUGGCAUCCUCUACGCGGACGAGGACGACACCCUGGCCGUCCUUCCCUUGGAUGCCGCCCUCUUGGGUCUCCCCCGGCAACCGGCUUCCAUGGCAACGAGAACAGAGGAGGUGGAGCUAGAGGAGGGGUACGACAAGAUCUUCAGAGAAAACGAGAAGACAUACAAGAAAGAAGAUAAGACGCAAAGGAGGCAUGGAUGGUCAUAAGCAAAGAUUAAUUUGGAAUUCAAUUCACCAAAAUUUGAAAUAUAUCAUAUGAAUUUUGUUUGUCAAAUUGAUUAUUUUGCAAUCAGAAGUGAUUUACUCUCUUGUAGAGCAAUGCCAAUUACCUGAGCGGGUGGGGGAGGGGAUGCUGUUACCUCUCCAAGUUGCUGUCAGUAAAAUCUGUUUUAGGGACCAGAUAAACAACCAAACAAACUUGCCUGCAGUACCUCUUAGGAAGUAAAGUCUUUGUAAAGUGUACCAAGUCCUCUUUGAACCUUACUCUAGUUACUACUUUAUAAUCCAUUGCUACAUAUGAUAUCACAUGUGAACUCUCAAACAUGUAGUUCACGUGUUUUUGAUAAAUUGGUUCCCGUGUGACAUCGUUAGCCAAAAUUAUUAAGGGAAUUUCAGGAGAUACAGUACUUGUAGUUUACUCUGCAAUUAUGCAAUACGCACUGAUACUUUAGUUUAUACAGUGGCUGUCAACUGAUGAUAUAAGCAAAGCUGUUUAAAGAGUUAAUCAAAGAAAUCUGUCUGCCUGUCUGGCGCCCUCUUUGUCCUAAACAAUGCAUCUCUCAGCUUCUCUCUGUCUUCCAGUCUCUAUUUUAUUCUCUAUAACAUCCCUAUUUUCAUGAAGUGACGGUAGUGAGGAAAAUCGUCACGCAAAGUGAAUGCAAUUUUUUUUCACUACCGUCACUUCGUGAAAACAGCAACGAUAAUAUCAUUUAGAAUAUUGGGGGCUGUGUUUCAAAGUCAGUUAAGGUGUUACGAACACAUCUGUGUAGAAUGAGUGUAUUCAUAGGUGCAGCUAAUUUUGCCAAUACAAAGUUGUGUAUUUAUUUGUUAAAGGAAGCAAUAAAAAAAAAAUCAUUAAUAACUUGGGAAAA